Molecule: messenger RNA, 789 nt
Organism: Zygotorulaspora mrakii
Lineage: Eukaryota; Fungi; Ascomycota; Saccharomycetes; Saccharomycetales; Saccharomycetaceae
Gene: MRPL13
Product: mitochondrial 54S ribosomal protein mL50 MRPL13
Exons: 1
Coding region: 1-789 (262 amino acids)
Cellular component (GO): mitochondrion
Source: RefSeq, a predicted model, not a curated record
AUGAUGAUUUUGAGUGCGGGGGGCUGCGCAGUUGCCUUUAGAACUGCUGAGAAACAGAUGCAACGCUACGCUGUGGGCGCACUACAUAGUACAUCAAAACAGUCUGAUUUCUUUUCAUGGUUCAGAAAGAAGAAGGAGCAAGAGGCUGAUUCUCUUGUGGCGACACAAGAUACUAAAGAACUUAUUAAAGACAUUGAAAGUGGUAAAAAAUCGAAAAUUUCAAACAGGGAAAAGCUCGAUCUCAGACCAGAGAACUUUAUAGGAGAUGAUUCAGCCAAAAUUGAAAGAAAAGCGCGCCAAGCACUGCUUAUGGAUGUACCCUUUAACGUAUGGCUUAAUGGGUCUAAGGUUGCCAAUGACCAGCAGCUGAAGUCCAUCGCUAUAGAAAGUUUUAACGCAGCGUCGCAAGACUUAACAAUAUCGUCGGUUGAUGAGGCACCAUAUAGUGCAGACUUUACAGAUUUGGUAACCAAGUUCAAUUUCACUAAGCUUUUGCAGGCAAGGACGGGCUAUCUGAUUCCGGAUAAUAAAUUGACGAUAUUGAAUUCACCCUCACAAUUUGUAGAAUUCUAUUGCACGGAAAUAAUAUCCGGAAAGUCUUCCAAAUUCAAAGAAUCUGAGCCACACGCGAUUAAUCUUUCCACCAGGCAUAGCCCUCCGAACGUUUACAUAGCACCAGAUAUUGAUGCAAAGUCUCAAAAGAAGAGAUUUGGUAAGAUUAUGUAUGAGGCCCAAUCACUGGAAGCAGAGCAUACCAAAAAAUCGAUCGAACUUAUAAAGAGAAUCUGA